This is a messenger RNA of Scleropages formosus (Asian bonytongue), 723 nucleotides long. RefSeq names its product lipocalin-like. The record is from RefSeq and is a predicted model, not a curated record. Bases 35 to 586 code for a protein of 183 amino acids. The transcript is spliced from 6 exons. Gene Ontology annotation, molecular function: small molecule binding. Lineage: Eukaryota; Metazoa; Chordata; Actinopteri; Osteoglossiformes; Osteoglossidae.
ACCGAGCAGCAUCACAUCAUCUUCGGCUGUAGCGAUGACGCCCAACGUCCUGAGGGUGCUGGCAGCGCUGCUCUGCCUCCUGCUUGUCCACGCAGAAGUCCAGCCUCAGAAGGACUUCGACCUGCAGGCGAUGGCAGGGAAGUGGUACCUGAUCGGGUUUGCCACCAACGCCCCGUGGUUCGUCAGCAAAAAGGCCGAGAUGAAGAUGGGGACGGCCGUCCUGAAGCCAACUGCAGAUGGCAACCUGGACAUGUCCUACUCCAGCCUCAACUCAGACGGCUCCUGCUGGAGGAUGUCCCACCUGGCCAAGAAGAGCGAUAUCCCCGGAAAAUUCACGUUCCGCAGCCAGCGUUGGGGCAAUGACAACGACAUGCGGGUGGUUGAUGUGAAGUCUGAUGAGUUCGCCCUGGUCCACACCAUCAAGACCAAGGGCGGCGUCUCCACGGUGCUCAACAAGCUCUACGGUCGCACCACGGACGUGGGCCAGGACAUCAUGGACAAAUUCCGCAAGUUGUCUGUAGAGACGGGCGUUUUGCCGGAGAACAUCGUCAUCCUGCCCAAGAACGGGGAAUGCGCUUCCGCAUAAACGCUUCCAGACGUGAAUCACUGCGUCUAUCUGCGGCCAUCGACGUGCAUCUUUCUAGCAAAGACAGUCCUGAAGCCUUCCACUGCUUUCAUUUAUCAGCAAAAAUAAAAGUGUCACUUUCACACUCGAAAAGCCAA